GCGGCCGAGGACGCGGAGCGGCGCUCGGGCCUGGGCGCGGCUGGUCGCGCCCUCCUCUGCGGUGGCGCAGGACGGCCGAGCGGCUCCCCACCCGCAGCCCGGCCGGCGCAGCCCAGUCCCCCGCGUGCCAGGGCGCAGCGCGCCGCCCGGCCUCCCCGCCCGUCACCAUGCUCCCGCAGCUGUUCUGGCUGCCGCUGCUCGCCGCGCUCCUGCCGCCCGCGCCCGCGCAGAAGUUCUCGGCGCUCACCUUCUUGAGAGUUGACCAAGACAAGGACAGAGACUGCAGCCUGGACUGCCCAAGUACUUCUCAGAAGCCACUCUGUGCCUCAGAUGGAAGAACCUUCCUGUCCCGCUGUGAGUUCCAGAGGGCCAAGUGUAAAGACCCGCAGCUGGAGAUCGCCCACCGUGGGAACUGCAAAGAUGUGUCCAGGUGUGUAGCUGAGAGGAAGUAUACCCAGGAGCAGGCCCGGAAGGAGUUCCAGCAAGUCUUCAUCCCAGAAUGUAAUGAAGAUGGCACCUACAGUCAGGUCCAGUGUCACAGCUACACAGGCUACUGCUGGUGCGUCACUCCAAACGGGCGGCCCAUCAGCGGCACCGCCGUGGCUCACAAGACACCCAGGUGCCCCGGUUCAGUCAAUGAAAAGCUACCCCAGCGGGAAGGCGCAGGAAAAGCAGUCUCCUUGCAAAUCUUUUCCGUUCUGAAUUCAGAUGAUGCCGCAGCCCCAGCGUUGGAGACUCAGCCCCAAGGAGAUGAAGAAGAUAUCGCAUCUCGCUAUCCCACGCUUUGGACUGAGCAAGUUAAAAGUCGACAGAAUAAGACCAAUAAAAACUCAGCUUCCUCCUGCGACCAAGAGCACCAGUCGGCCCUUGAGGAAGCCAAGCAGCCCAAGAAUGACAACGUGGUGAUCCCAGAGUGUGCGCAUGGUGGUCUCUACAAGCCGGUGCAAUGUCACCCGUCCACAGGCUAUUGCUGGUGUGUGCUGGUGGACACAGGCCGGCCCAUUCCUGGCACAUCCACCAGGUACGAGCAGCCCAAGUGUGACAACACAGCCAGGGCUCACCCAGCGAAGGCCCGAGACCUGUACAAGAACCGGCCACUGCAGGGUUGCCCUGGUGCAAAAAAGCACGAAUUUCUGACUAGCGUCCUGGACGCUCUCUCCACAGACAUGGUCCAUGCCGUCUCUGACCCCUCCUCCUCCUCUGGCAGGCUGUCGGAGCCUGACCCUAGCCACACCCUGGAGGAGAGGGUGGUGCACUGGUACUUCAAGGUGCUGGAUAAGAACUCUAGUGGUGACAUCAGCAAGAAGGAAAUCAAGCCUUUUAAGAGGUUCCUGCGGAAGAAAUCCAAGCCCAAAAAGUGUGUGAAGAAGUUUGUGGAAUACUGUGAUGGGGACAACGACAAGUCGAUCUCUGUGCAGGAGCUGAUGGGCUGCCUGGGUGUCACCAGGGAGGAGGGCAAAGCCAACACCGGCAAGCGCCACACUCCCAGAGGAAAUACUGAAAGUGCUUCUAAUAGACAGCCCAGGAAGCAAGGAUGAAUGGUCACUACCCAAGGCAGUUCCUAGACAUGUGGGAAUCUCCCUCACCAAAGAGCAAUUAAAAACCAAAACAUAGUAUUUGCACUUUGUACUUUAUAUGUAAAUUCACUUUGUAGAAAUGAGAUAUUUAAACGGACUGUUUUGAUCUGUGAAAAUGGAAGGCUGGCUUCAGAAAAUUAAUCACAUACAAUGUAUGUGUCUUUGUC
Nannospalax galili (Upper Galilee mountains blind mole rat) is the source of this 1744-nucleotide messenger RNA. RefSeq names its product SPARC related modular calcium binding 2 (gene Smoc2). The coding region runs from base 168 to 1538 and encodes 456 amino acids. Gene Ontology annotation, cellular component: basement membrane. The record is from RefSeq and is a predicted model, not a curated record. Gene Ontology annotation, biological process: extracellular matrix organization. Gene Ontology annotation, molecular function: calcium ion binding; extracellular matrix binding; protein binding. Lineage: Eukaryota; Metazoa; Chordata; Mammalia; Rodentia; Spalacidae. The transcript is spliced from 13 exons.